Molecule: messenger RNA, 3474 nt
Organism: Vitrella brassicaformis
Lineage: Eukaryota; Vitrellaceae
Source: the annotation of a GenBank genome assembly
GUCUUUCCGAGUCGAGCUGCAGUGGCUGGUAAACAGUCGACCACCGAUGUUCGGGGAGGUCUGCUUCCGCAGCAAUGUACAAACAAGCCGACAUACUGAUUGUGUGAUGGCUGUGUCCGUCAGGACGACAUCUUCGAGGCUGUGGACAAAGGCGAUUUGCUAGGCGUCACGCAGCUCCUCGACAAGCACGGCAAGGAGAUGUUGGACACACGAGACGAAGAUUCACUCGGCAAGGUAGGCAAAUGUGAAGACAGACAUGCCUUCCCUUUCAAUGUUCAUUCCUGUGUGUGAAGUACACGCCCUUCAUCACGGCUGCAUUGAAAGGGCACGUUGAGAUCAUGGAGGUCAUGUAUGACAGCUACGGCCCGUCGAUACUGCAGCAAAAGACCGACGUACCACCACAUCCAGAAAUAUAUGCAUCUGGUGAUGGGAUGUUCUGUGCGGUUGUGGACUGCAGACCGGUGCCACUGCCCUGCACGCGGCUGCAUGGGGAAAGAAUCUUGCAGCUGUCAAUCAGCUGCUGGCGUGGGAUCCCAAGCUGAUCGACGGACGCAGCAACGCAAGAAAAUACACAUUUCUCCAAUGGGCUGUCGUGUGUCGAUUGUUUGUUUGUCAAUGCAGACCAAGCGGACAGCCUUCCACGAGGCUGCCGACCGCAAUGCUGUUGAUGUGAUGAAGGUCAUCCACGCCAUCAAAGGCAACAAAGUGAAGGAGCUCCUCGCAGAGACGGACAACGUGAGACGCAUACACAGGGAGGGAAGGACACACACAUAGUGUCUCUCUCGUGUGACGUGUCAGGGCGGAAACACGGCACUGCAUAUGGCUGUCACCUAUCGCGAUAAUCUGGCUGCUGCGGCUCAGCUGUGCGAGUGGAGCGGUGGUCAGCUGCUGGACAUCAAAAACAACGAGGUAAGUCCACACAAGUCUGUGUCAUCGGUGAUCGUGACCGAUGGCAACAGGGUGUGACGCCGUGGGAUAUGGCGGCAGAGAAGCCCAAAAUGAGAAAGGCCAUCGAGAAAUACAAACAGUAAACCGAUCGUCAGCGCUGUGGGUGCGGGUUGCGUGGCGUGGGGCGUCUAGUCUGUGUGUCGGUGUCAGAUCGGGAAGCUCGCCUGGGUUUCAGGGGGCUGGCGUCUCCUCAAGUUCGGAGCAACCUGAAGACUUGCAGUCUUGUCCAGCAAGGGUGCUGGAGGACUGGAGCGCCAGCACUGUGUAACAAAACGACAUAAUGAUUGUGUCGUGGCUGUGUCCGCAGGACGACAUCUUCGAGCCCGUCACUAAGGGCAGCGUCCCUGCUGUUAUUCAGCUCAUCGACAAGCACGGCAAGAAGAUAUUGGAGACACGACACGAAGAUACAGGCGCCAAGGUAUGCAACCGUGAAGAUGACAGAAGUACAAGUCUUCCCUUUCUGUCUUCUCCCAUUCCUCGCAUUCCGUGUCAGGCCACGCCGUUCAUUGUGGCCGCACGGUGGGGGUACGUUGCCAUCAUGAAUAUCAUGUACAUUCGUUACGGCCCGUCGAUACUGCAGCAGCGAGACAACGUACUGACACAGCCGAAUAUCCGUUUAUCCAUGCUUGAUCCAUGCUGCUCGUGGACUACAGACCAAUGCCAGUGCCCUGCACUGGGCUGCAUUCUACAUGCAUCUCGAGGUCGUCAAUCAGCUGCUGGUGUGGGAUCCCAAGCUGAUCGACGCACGCAACGAUGUACGAGAACACAUGUCACCGAUGGCCUGCCGUGAGUCGACUCUAUGCAUGUCGAAUCCAGACAAAGCAGACGGCCUUCCACAAGGCUACCGAGUCUGAUGCUGUUGACGUGAUGAAGGCCAUGCACGCCAUCAAAGGCAAUGCCCUCCUCACAGAAACGGACAAUGUGAGACGCAAAGAAAAGGGGAGGACACAGAAUGUCUCUCAUAUGUAUGUGUAAACACACAAGAAUGAAGACACGGCUCUGCAUCGGGCUAUCGACUGCGGGAAAUCAGCUGCUGCGGCUCAGCUGUGCGAGUGGGGCGGUCCUCAGCUGCUGCACAUCAGAAAUAACAAAGUAAGUCCGCUCAAGUGCGUUCAUCAUCGAUUGUUUUGCGUAAUGUGACCAUCUCAUGACAACAGGGUGUGACGCCGUGGGAUAUGUCGGCUGAGAUGCCCACAAUGCGAAAGGCCAUCGAGAAAUACAUGUACACACAGUAAAGGAAUUGUCAAAGCAGGAGCGCCAGCGCUUUACAAACAGCCGACAUGAUAAUUGUGUGAUCGCUGUUUCCGCAGGGCGAUGUCGAUCUUCGAGGCUGUGGACAAAGGCGAUCUGCUGGGUGUCACGCAGAUCCUCGACAAGCACGGCAAGGAGAUGUUGGACACACGAGACGAAGAGCUCGGAGUAUGUCACCGUGAAAACGUGAAAUGCCUUCUCCUUCAAUGUUCUCCCUUUCCUACUUGCGUCAGGCCACGCCGUUCAUUGAGGCUGCGGCGAAAGGGCACGUUGCCAUCAUGAAGGUCAUGUACGAUCGCUACGGUUCGUCCAUACUGCAGCAACGAGACAACGUACCGACACAGCCAAAUAUCCAUCCGUCGAUGCUGCUGUGGUGAUGAGAUGUCUUGUGCUGUCGCGGACUGCAGAAUGGUAGGACUGCGCUGCACUGGGCUGCAUGGGGAAAGAAGCUUGCAGCUGUCAAUCAGCUGCUGGCGUGGGAUCCCAAGCUGAUCGACGCACGAAGCAAUGUAAGCGAGCACAUGUCUCCGAUGGGCUCUCGUGUGUCGAUUGUAUGCAUGUCGAAUUCGGAGCAAGCAGACAGUCUUCUACACGGCUGUCCAAAGGGAGGCGGUUGACGUGAUGAAGGCUGUGCGCGCCAUCAAAGGCAACAAACAAAAGGAGCUCCUUACAGAGACGGGCUAUGUGAGACACACAUACGGGUGGACUACGUACAUGUACAAAAUGUCUCCUUGUAUGUGUGAUGCGUCAGGACGGAAAGACGGCGCUGCAUGUGGCUGCUUCCUGGGGUAGACCGGAUGCUGCGGUUCAGCUGCUGGAGUGGGGCGGUUCUCAGGGUUCUCAGUUGCUGGACACCAAGAACGACGAGGUAAGUCCACCCUUCACCAUGUCCUCUCUUCACCAUCGAUGAUCGUGACGUAUGACAACAGGGUGUGACGCCGUGGGAUAUGACGGCCGAGAAGCCCAAAAUGAGAAAGGCCAUCGAGAAAUACAAACAGUAGAGGAAUCGUCAGCGUUGUGGGUGCGGGGUGCGUGGCGUGGGGCGUCUAGUCUGUGUGUCGGUAUGGAGAUAGGACAGUGGUAUACACCAAGGGAUAGGCUGUGUGACGUGACUGUGUGUCUGCGGACUGGUCACCUUGGUUGCUUGCAUGGGCGUCUCUCGAAGACAGAGACUCGGCAGCAGAGGUCUCUGUGCUUUGGGGAAGACAGAUGCUCUGCACUGGUUUGUUGGACGAAGGAAAAAACCACAGAGGUACCUGAUUCAAUUUGUCGUUC